This is a messenger RNA of Wyeomyia smithii (pitcher-plant mosquito), 3830 nucleotides long. RefSeq names its product BOS complex subunit NOMO1. The transcript has 4 exons. Bases 143 to 3742 code for a protein of 1199 amino acids. Gene Ontology annotation, cellular component: endoplasmic reticulum membrane. Lineage: Eukaryota; Metazoa; Arthropoda; Insecta; Diptera; Culicidae. The record is from RefSeq and is a predicted model, not a curated record. Gene Ontology annotation, molecular function: carbohydrate binding.
ACUGACAGUUAAGCAGAAAAUCAUCACACACUGUCUCGUUAUCGGUCGUCUGGUCCGUAUCGGUCACGAUAUUUUUGCGAUCAUAAUCGCACACCGGUGAGGUGAAGGAAAAGUUUUUCACCGUCUAACCACAAAGAUCGUAAUGUCGCGACCGUUCUUCCCGUUAAUUGUUCUAGUGUACGGUGUACUUCUGGUGUCGGAAUCGUGCACGGCAAACGAAGUGUUCGGUUGUGGGGGCUUUAUAAAAAAUGCAAACUCCGACCUCGAUUUCAGCAAGGUGGAAGUUGGACUAUACAACACCCAGGGCAGUUUAAAAAUCAAAACGGACUGCUCGCCCUCGAACGGGUACUAUUUUAUUCCUCUGUAUGACAAGGGCGAGUAUGUGUUGAAAGUUAUUCCUCCACCGGGCUGGAGUUUCGAACCGGAGCAAGUACCAAUCAAAUUCGAUGGAACCAGUGACAUCUGCAGUCAGGGCAAGGAUGUGAAUUUUCUUUUCAAAGGUUUCGGUAUUACCGGAACGGUACAAAUCUACCGUCAAACAGCUGGAGCCAAAGGAGUACAAGUAGAGCUGAGGUCCGAGAGCAACGCCAAGAUCGGUCAGACGGUUACCGAUAGCAAUGGUAUCUUUUCGUUUACUCCGAUUAAAUCUGGCAAGUAUGUCAUCAAAGUAAAGCACGAUAAGUGGCACUUUGUUAUCCCGGAGUAUAGUGUGACGGUGACUACAGGGAACACGGAAAUUCCUCCGAACUCACUGGUCGUGGCCGGAUUUGAGGUGGAGGGUAGUGUUUUCAGUGAUGAACAACCGUUUGGUAAUGUGGGAUUUUUACUGUAUGCCGAAAAGGGUAUGGUUUCGAUGGUGAAAUGUCCUACGGACAAAAUUCCACCGGUAAGUGGAACUGACCCACGUUACGGUGGCUCACCUCGCUGCUAUGUAGAACCUAACAAAUCGAAUGGGAAAUUUGUGUUUCCCAGUGUGUCGGUGGGAAAGUAUCGCAUUGUGCCACAUUUUAGCAGCAAAGAUAUCCAGUUCCACAUUCGUCCGGAGGCGAUGGAGUUCGAGGUAGGUCGAGAUAGCGUCCAGCUAGCGGAAAGCUUUGAAGUGACUGGAUUUAGUGUGAGCGGAAAGGUGCUGCUUGCUAGUGGUGGCGCAGGUGUCGCUAACGCCAGGGUCAAGCUUAACGGCCGUGAAAUUGCCACUACGGAUGCUGAUGGCAAGUAUUUGCUGGAUAAUAUACAGGCAGGAACAUACACAAUUCAGGUGGCAGCAACAAACUUGCAGUUUAAGGAUCAUAUCGUUAAAGUAGCGUUAAGUAAACCGGCCCUGCCGGACAUUAUCGUAGCAGGUUUUAAGGUUUGCGGUCAAGUUGUUUCUAAGCAGUCCCAUCGAGUUGCUAUAACAAGAAAGGGUUCAACCUUCCAGGUUGAAAUACCAACCAUUGAAAAUGCUGGAGGUGAAUGGUGCACAUACCUGGAGAGCGGUCAAUAUACAGUGCAGGUUUUAACUAGCGAGCAGGAGCAUGCCGCAGGAAUUCAAUUCUUCCCACUGACCCAAUCAGUAAAUGUUGAUCGUUCUCCAUUAAGUGGAAUCAUAUUUUCUCAACUCAGAGCUACCGUAGAAGGUGACAUUCGGUGCUUGCCGGACGCUGGUAGCAGCUGUCCAAAAGACUUGACUAUCACUUUGACUGCAUUGGAUUCUAGUGGGAAUCCAACUGGCCAGUUAACCAAAACAGAUCAAAAGGCUGGUAAAUAUUUAUUCGAAAAUGUGCUUCCCGGAAGCUAUGAAGUUUCCGUGCCGAAAUUCAAACUAUGCUGGCAAGCCGACAAGAUUAAAAUUAACGUAAAAACUGUGAAGGAAUCAGUUGAAAGCUUUGUCCAAAAUGGCUACGUCGUAUCAAUAGUUUCGAGUCACGCAACAAAGAUGUCAUACAAACAGCAAAGCGUAGAGGAAGCUAAAUUGCACCAAAUCACUUUAAAUCCCGGACUAAAUGCAUUCUGCGUACAGAAAGCCGGUACCUACGAACUCGAUCUCAGUGGUUGCCACAAAUACGCCGACAACGUUGCCAAAACGUUCAACACAAACGAAGUCGCACCACUUACGAUAACUGCACAGAAGCAUCGCAACACCGUCAAAAUACUCGCAGAGGAAAAGUACACUUAUAAAGCCAAAGUAUCCAUCGGAAACUCAAUCCAAACGAUCGAAUUCACGCCCACCGGUGAACUCGUAGAUAACCGACAUGUCUACAAGUAUGACUUCUUCCUGGAGUCGGGAGAAAAUAUUCACUUAACACCGCUGUCUGAUAUUAUGCUGUUCAGUCCAGUUUGGCUGGAAGCUACCGGGGGAGCAGACUGCACAGAAGUUCCAACAAAAAUCAUCGCCAACAAAGGGCUGCUGAUCAAUGGCCGUACUAAUCCUUCGAUUAAGGACGUCAAAAUUACUUUGCUGUUUCCGAAGAAUGCCGAGUUGACACCGCUAAUCACCACUACCAACGAGAAGGGAGAGUUCAAAUUUGGUCCUAUUGAUGCUAGUCUAACGGUGGAACUGUCGGCCGAAAAGGAAUCUUACGUUUUUUCGGCAUUCGAUAAAUCAACCAACAGCUUUAGUGGUCACAAGUUGUGCGAAAUCAUUGUCACGGUGAAAGAUGAUGCCGGUAAUCGUCUAUCCGGUGUGCUUCUGUCGCUUUCCGGAGCGGAAAGUUAUCGCAAAAAUUUAGUAACUGGUGAAGACGGCACCAUUAAGUUUCAUUCACUUUCGCCAAGUGAGUACUACUUACGAGCGAUGAUGAAGGAGUACGAUUUCAAGCCAAACUCUAAGUUAAUUGAAGUAAAGGAAGGUGCCACCGUUGUGCAGGAACUACUGGGAACUCGAACAGCUUUCUCCAUUUUUGGGGCCAUCACAUCGUUGAACGGAGACCCCUUCCCGAAUGUGGUUGUAGAAGCGGUAACGGACGAUCGCUGCGGAAAUCACCUGGAAGAGGGAACCAGUGAGUUCAAUGGGUUGUACCGAAUUCGUGGUCUACAACCCGGAUGCCAGUAUCGCGUUCGCGUGCGCACCAACGGGCCCACCGCCAACGUUGACCGUUCGAUUCCGAAGGAGAAGCUCAUCAACAUCGAAAAGGGUGACAUUCGUGACGUCAACAUGAUCGCCAUCAGCCCGCUGACUUUUGUCGAUGUGACCGUACGGGUGCUCGCUUCCGAAAACGACUACUACAAAACCCUUAAAAUAUUCUUGUACAAAAAAGGAAGCGAUUCACCCGUUCACACCCAACGCAUCGAGUCUCCACUGAACCCGAAGGGUAAAGUCAACCCAGGCAUAAUGGUGUUCUUCCCUCGCAUCCCGUUCGACAGCAAAACGUACUACAUCGAGCUGACUACCAGCUUGUCAGACAAAAACUACAAAUUCACGCUUCCAACGGUGCAAUUCACCGCCAACACGAGCAGCUACUUCACCGAAAUGUACUUCCGCCCGGAACUGCGAACAGCCGAAAGUGAUCUCAACCAAAACUCACUGUCCGCGAUUGUACUCAUCUUCAUCGUAGGUUUCAUCUUCUUCAAGCAAGAUCUCGCCCUGGAACUGCUGGGGAUGGUGUGGAACAAGGUCAGCUCAGCGGUGGGUGAAAUCGUAAGCCGAUCGAAACCAAAAGAACAGAAAUACGAACCGGCCGUUAUCGACGAAAAGGAAAUCGAUAAACUUGCCUCCAGUAUCAACGCGAUCAAAAAGAAGAAAGUCAAAAAGGCCAACUAAGCGGUGUGUUGUUAGUAUAAGUGUUAGAAUGUGUAAUUUAAAGCGAUUGGUAGAUACGAUCAAAUGGUAGAAUCGGUGUGAGAUUAAA